This is a messenger RNA of Plasmodium malariae, 651 nucleotides long. Its product is annotated as PIR protein. The transcript has 3 exons. Bases 1 to 651 code for a protein of 216 amino acids. The record is from RefSeq and is a predicted model, not a curated record. NCBI's taxonomy places the organism in Eukaryota, Apicomplexa, Aconoidasida, Haemosporida, Plasmodiidae.
AUGAAGAUAUUAGGAACAAGUAAGAAAGUUAAAAUUUUAGAAAAUUUUGAUGAAGAAUAUGAACUUAGCACUUCCGGAACAUCAUAUGUAAUUUUAAGUCCAAUAAAAGAUACAUAUAAAAAUUUAUAUGAAAUUGGUUGUAAGCUUCAUAAUAAUUAUAAAAAGAAAGGUACGUUAUGUAUACUAAUAAAUGAUAGUGUUAGCGAUACUGAGCACUGUGAAUUAUUGAAUGAAUGGUUAAGUGAAAAAAAAAAUCAUUAUAUAUUUAAUGGUUCUAGUUGUGAAAAUAACAUAAAAUUAUGGGAGAUAUACAUUGAGGAAUUGUGGAAAGAAUUAAAAAAUGAUACAGGUGACAGUUUUUUAUGUGAUAGAAAGACAACUAAUUAUUCUUGUUCUAUUUCACUUGAAUUGAAGACUAUAUUAUCUGUUAGUUUUACACUUUUGGGAGCAUUUCUUAUUACUUUUUUUCUUCUGUAUAAGUUUAGUCCGCUUGGACCACGGAUUCACAAUUGUCUAAAUAAAAAUAAAAGAAUAAUUGAGAACAUAAUUCCAGAAGAAUCAUAUGAAUUAUUAGAAAAAUCUUCUGAAAAUGAAAAUUUAUAUUCUGAAAACGGAAGAAUUUCUAUAGGUUAUUAUUCUGUAGAAAAAUAG